AUGACGGCUGCUGAAAUUCUGGACGUUUCUAACGAGAAGAAGUACUGGCGCUCAAUUUCUCAGGUUAGAGAGUACGUGGUUCUGGCGAAGCAAGACAAGGAGGGGAUGAUUUGGCGUCUUUAUCCCGAUGAAGAACCUCAUCCUGCCUUGGACGGGAACAGGCAACACAGGGAAUGGUUCAAUGUUGCUCUGUUGAAACGCACAAUGCAUUUUGUACGUUUGCGGGUAUGGGUUAGAAACAUGUCGACCAAAGAUUCUUGGUGA
Molecule: messenger RNA, 264 nt
Organism: Laccaria bicolor S238N-H82
Lineage: Eukaryota; Fungi; Basidiomycota; Agaricomycetes; Agaricales; Hydnangiaceae
Exons: 2
Coding region: 1-264 (87 amino acids)
Source: RefSeq, a predicted model, not a curated record